CUCGUUACAUUGCUGCAUCCUUGACGCUAGUUUGCGAUCAGAACGGCCUCGGAGGUUUGCUGGACAAUGCGGUUGCAAAAUGGACCCAAGAAAAUGACAAGGCAACUCUAGUGGAACCUAUAUUCGAGCGGAUUCAUGAGGCAGCAGCUUCGUCUGGUGAGGAAUGUUCUGAUUGUUGCCCUCUGGCGAGGAAUGUUCUCACCGAAUAUGACCCUCAUCUAUGUCGUGCGCUACUUUUUGCAUGGUACUUGCGCCUCAAAUUCUUCUUCUGCCGGACGGACGCUGAUGCUGCUGGAUUGCCACCGCCGAAUUGCGCUUUUAGUACAAGGAAAGGCAAAGAACUCACAACUCCUACAAAUAAAAUAAACGAAGAAGAAGAACUACAAGAACAUGGAGAACAACAAUUAGAGCCGCA
Molecule: messenger RNA, 415 nt
Organism: Amoebophrya sp. A25
Lineage: Eukaryota; Dinophyceae; Syndiniales; Amoebophryaceae
Source: the annotation of a GenBank genome assembly